This is a messenger RNA of Pneumocystis carinii B80, 252 nucleotides long. RefSeq lists its product as hypothetical. Bases 1 to 252 code for a protein of 83 amino acids. The record is from RefSeq and is a predicted model, not a curated record. The transcript is spliced from 3 exons. Lineage: Eukaryota; Fungi; Ascomycota; Pneumocystomycetes; Pneumocystales; Pneumocystaceae.
AUGAGUUCUUAUGGAGGCCAUUCUAGAGAAAAUAUAGCGAAAAAGAAGAUGUUUUAUUCUUUAAUAUGGAAAUCAUUGUCUAUUAUUGGCGCUACAGAUAUUGUUCCUAUAUCAAACUGUACAAAAGCAACUCAACCUAUAAUUGGUGGAGCAGCAUUUCAUAAAAAAUACCAAUUAAUGGAAUUCUUACAAUCAGAUUAUUUCUGGUAUUGUUUCUAUUACAAUACUUUCCAGUAUAGACAUAACUACUGA